Messenger RNA from Phasianus colchicus (ring-necked pheasant), 599 nucleotides. Lineage: Eukaryota; Metazoa; Chordata; Aves; Galliformes; Phasianidae. The record is from RefSeq and is a predicted model, not a curated record.
AUGAGGCUGCCCCUGGCCCUGCUGACGCUGGCCGCGCUGGGGGCCGCGGGCGGCGGGCCGGGCCCGGAGGCGGCGCCCGCGGGGCGCUUCUCCACGCCGGAGCAUCACCGGUGCGGCUGGGAGGUGCGCCGGGCGGCGGGGAGCAGCGAGCUGCGGCUGAGUUGCCGGCCGCCGGCGGGCCGCGGGGCGGAGCGGAGCUGCGCGUAUCGCGGAGAGCCUUGGCGCUGCCCCGCCUACGGCGCGCGCAGCCGGCAGUUCUGGCGGCAGGUCGUCGCCCGGCUCCGCCGCCGCCGCCGGCCCUGCGCGGAGGGCGGCCCGCUCAGCGCCCGCUUCUGCGGCCCGGGCCGAGCGCCGCCCGAGGCUCAGCUGCGCCUGGUGUCCCCCGGCCCCGUCCCGGCUUCCGCCGAGCCUUCCCCCGAGCAGCUGGCCGAGACCUACUGCGCCCAGCGCUGGCACUCGCUGUGCACCUUCUUCGCCAGCUUCUGGCAGGGCUGAGCCGAGCCGCCCCGCCGCAGCCUCGGCCCUCGUAGCGCCUCGCCCUUCCACUUUGUCAGUUUUGUUUUUUGUUUUUUUUUUUAAACUUUUCUCCCCCAAAUAAA